AUCUGGGACACAAGUGAAACAAUUUUAUUCUUAUCUUCCAGCAUUCUUGGAAAUGUUUCUAAUGUAAAAAAUGUAUAUAUGGAAAAAAUAAAAAUGAAAUUAGAAAUAAUUUAAAAUGAAAAUAUCCGAAAAGAUUUUAGCCGCCUAUCCUGUGGUCACUUUGUAUUUGUUUUUGAACCUAGGAAGUAAUUUUGUCUGGCCUUAUGUAGUCCUACAAGGAUUAAGCUUGGGUUUAAAUAUAUCAGAGAUCAUGAUUAUAACAGGGAUCAUUCCCUUACUUAGCUUCCCAGCAAACCCUCUUAUAGGGUAUCUAGGGGAUAAGGUUGGUUACAAGCUGGUGUUUAUGGUGCUACUAGCUGCUUGUGCUGGAGUAGGAGUCUCAACUGUAUAUAUUCCUAAAUAUCAUGAAACAGCAAGAUUUAAGAUUGGUAUUUCCAGCCCUACUCCAACCCCUGAUACACUGAUUGUGUUUUCAGAGUAUUUAUCUGAAUCUGAACCCUGCAGAUCCUACCUUAACUUUACAGUAGAACAGAUCCAGUGUGAAAACAGAACAUUUGAGACAAACUUUGAUAUUACUAUUGAUACAUUUGAAAAUGUUACAAGAGAGUCCUGCGAUGUUGUUGAUGAUGACUUGUGUGUUUAUCAAGUGAAUUCUCAAGAUGAUCUGAUCUAUUGUGAUGUUUUUAUAAAAGAUGAGACAAACAUUCACAAAUCUGGAAAUAAAUCAGUGACAUGGAUUUUGUAUAUCCUGCUAAGGAUACUAUUAUCCUACUCCCUCAGCCCAGCCUGGAAUUUUGUAGAUGUUAUUGCGGCUGGGGUAGCGUCUGAAAUUCAUGUAGAUUGGGCAGUUAUCAGUUUCUUUGGUAGUAUCUCAGCAGCAUUAUCUCCACUUGUCGUUGGGUUUUUGAUGGACACUGUUGAAAUUGGUGAACCCAUGUUUGAUUGUGUCAGAAAAAUUGAACUAGAUAUAACGGAUUACAAGUUUCCAUAUUUGUGUUUUUCUGGAAUCAUGGUAGCCACCAUAAUAGUCAGUGCAUUCCUGCUAACUGGAGACCAUAGAAGGAAGGAGAAGAGGACUCAAGGAAAGAAAGGGAAGGAAGAGAAUGAGAAGGAGGGGAAGAGACCCGAAGAAACAAUGGUGGAGGAAAUGGAAAAGAAUGAGAUGAAGAACAAGAAAGGAACUUGGAAGGAAGACAUCACAUGGUUACUCACUCCUGGAGCUGUAGGACUUUACUCUUUAAUAAUCAUGAUUGGAAUAAUUCAUGGAGCUUUGGGAGGAUUUUUUUCUGUAUAUGUUGUUCAGGAUCUCAAUGUGUCAGAUGCUUGGUUUGGAGUUGUUGUUUCAAUUGAAGCCGUUUCAAACACAGUGUUUGUUCUUUUGGGUGGAAUUCUACAUAAACAUGUAGGAAGCAUGAAUAUUGUGAUACUGGCAUUAUUCUUCCAAUCCAUUCGAAUUAUGGAACUAGGGUUUAAUAGGGUGUAUAAAGAUGAUGAAUCUAAUGUUAUGGGAUCAGAAACCCCUCUUGCAAUCAUCAUUUUUUCUAUUUUGGAAUGUCCUUCUUUUCAGUGGGUUGGUGUGGUUGGAUAUGUACAGAUGAUAGCUCCAAAAAACCUGACUGGAAUGGGUCUGGGACUAGCUGCAUCAUGCAUGUUCAUCAUAGGAAAAGGCUUAGGAAGUUUCCUGUCUGCCCAGCUCAACACUAUGGUGGGUACAAGAAUGAUGCUCAAGAUAUUUGGAUUUAUUGGCUUUGGUUUUGCAAUACCCUACACAGUCAUUUAUCACCUGUACAUAAAGAAAACAGAAAACAGAAAAGAGAACUCAAAGAGAUUGGAAGGAGUUGAAAAUAAAGCAAUGAAUACAAAACUAUAAUCUGACUUCAAAUAAAUAUCAAUUAAAUGUAAAUUUCUAAACAUUUAUGUAACAUU
Molecule: messenger RNA, 1926 nt
Organism: Eurytemora carolleeae
Lineage: Eukaryota; Metazoa; Arthropoda; Copepoda; Calanoida; Temoridae
Exons: 12
Coding region: 116-1870 (584 amino acids)
Cellular component (GO): membrane
Source: RefSeq, a predicted model, not a curated record